AUGGAUGCUCCCAAAGAAGUUCAGCCUACAGGAGAGUUCACGUGUCAGCUCUGUGGCUUAACAGCUCCCUACACCUACUAUGGGCAGAAGCCACCAAACACACACUCUGUUGUGCUUUUGGAGGAGAGUUAUGUCAUGAAGGAUCCUUUCACCCCUGCCAAGGACAGGUUCCUCAUCCUUGGGUCUCACUGCAGUUUGUGUAGCAGGGCAGUGUGCGUUGGGCCAGAGUGCAGUUUGUUCUACUCGAAAAGGUUCUGCCUCCCCUGUGUGAAUGAAAACCUAAAGGCCUUUCCUGCAGAGAUACAAGAAGACAUGGAUAAAAGGAAGCCCCAGCAAAAAUCCUUAUCCUGUAAAAAAACAGAGAGAAGGACAUAG
Molecule: messenger RNA, 375 nt
Organism: Merops nubicus (carmine bee-eater)
Lineage: Eukaryota; Metazoa; Chordata; Aves; Coraciiformes; Meropidae
Gene: CDPF1
Product: cysteine-rich, DPF motif domain containing 1
Exons: 3
Coding region: 1-375 (124 amino acids)
Source: RefSeq, a predicted model, not a curated record